Torulaspora delbrueckii is the source of this 660-nucleotide messenger RNA. It is a transcript of the gene PRE3, whose product is annotated as proteasome core particle subunit beta 1. The transcript is spliced from 2 exons. Gene Ontology annotation, molecular function: threonine-type endopeptidase activity. NCBI's taxonomy places the organism in Eukaryota, Fungi, Ascomycota, Saccharomycetes, Saccharomycetales, Saccharomycetaceae. Gene Ontology annotation, cellular component: proteasome core complex. The record is from RefSeq and is a predicted model, not a curated record. Bases 1 to 660 code for a protein of 219 amino acids.
AUGAACGGUAUUCAGGUCGACGUUAAUCGUCUUAAGAAGGGCGAGGUGAACUUAGGUACCUCAAUGUGUUUGUUCAGUAUGGCUGUUACUUUCAAAGAUGGUGUGAUACUGGGAGCUGAUUCGCGUACAACUACUGGAGCAUAUAUUGCAAAUCGUGUUACGGACAAACUGACCCGUGUGCAUGAGAAGAUAUGGUGUUGUAGAUCGGGAUCUGCUGCAGACACACAGGCUAUUGCAGACAUUGUUCAGUAUCAUUUGGAUCUAUAUACUGCACAAUACGGUGAACCUUCAACGAAGACAGCUGCUGCAGUCUUCAAAGAGCUGUGCUACGAGAACAAGGAUAAUUUGACAGCAGGAAUAAUCGUGGCGGGAUAUGACGAAAAAAACAAAGGUGAAGUAUACAGCAUACCGCUAGGUGGAUCAAUGCAUAAACAAAAAUACGCGAUCGCGGGCUCUGGUUCUACUUUCAUAUACGGAUACUGUGACAAGAAUUUUAAAGAUGAUAUGACAAAGGAUGAGACAGUAAAUUUUAUGAAGAACUCACUUUCACAAGCUAUUAAAUGGGAUGGAUCGUCUGGUGGUGUGAUUAGAAUGGUUGUCUUGACCAAGGAGGGUGCCGAACGUUUGAUUUUCUAUCCAGAGGACUAUGAAAAAUUGUAA